AUGGGUUCCGGGCGAUCGAAGGUGCGACAGCUGGACCCCAAGACACUUACGGACUUACAGAAUACCGUGGACGGGAAAGGAAAGAGCAAACUAACUAAGCAGAAAUUUCGGUCUGUUUACAAUAGCGUAUUUGACGGAGAUGCAGACGAAUUUGUUGGACACCUCUUUCGAUCGUUUGAUUCCAACCAAGAUGGAUUUGUCGAUUUUAAAGAGUUCAUAGUGGGUCUGUGUGUGUCCGGAAGUGAGAAGCCGGAAACCAAACUGAAAUUGGCCUUCAAUAUGUACGAUCAAGACGGGAACGGCUCCAUCAGCCGCGAGGAGGUGUCACCCAUGUCAUAUAAGCUAACUUACUCCCCUGUUUACUGUUUCUCUGCACCAGAGUUCAUAGUGGGUUUGUGCGUGUCCGGAAGUGAGAAGCCGGAAAUCAAACUGAAAUUGGCCUUCCAUAUGUACGAUCAAGACGGGAACGGCUCCAUCAGCCGCGAGGAGAUGUCCAAUAUGCUCAAGGUACGCGGAUCUCGACUGAUGAAGGGGGUGAAAUCACUUGCUUUGUUUUCAUUUAACCACAUGUGUGAGGCGCGUUAUCAGGUUACAACAACAUGA
Molecule: messenger RNA, 603 nt
Organism: Dreissena polymorpha
Lineage: Eukaryota; Metazoa; Mollusca; Bivalvia; Myida; Dreissenidae
Product: neurocalcin-delta-like
Exons: 3
Coding region: 1-603 (200 amino acids)
Molecular function (GO): calcium ion binding
Source: RefSeq, a predicted model, not a curated record